Messenger RNA from Anneissia japonica, 1580 nucleotides. Its product is annotated as phosphatidylethanolamine-binding protein 4-like. The transcript is spliced from 4 exons. The record is from RefSeq and is a predicted model, not a curated record. The coding region runs from base 114 to 461 and encodes 115 amino acids. Lineage: Eukaryota; Metazoa; Echinodermata; Crinoidea; Comatulida; Comatulidae.
GAGAGGAAAGAAACUUGAAUUGUGGUGAACAUGUUGAGCUUUUACGCAUAGGACAUGCAGCUCCGGAAAUAUUGUACACAAAUGCAAAUAAGGACGGUUACUAUACUUUGAUAAUGGUUGAUCCAGACGCUCCUAGCCCAAGCCACACAGUCAAUCACUAUUGGUUACAUUGGCUGGUAUCAUCAAUAGACGGAGAAACACUUAGGCAUACUACUGCAUCUGAAGGACUCAUCAGCGGAGAAACUGUGGUUGGUUACAAAAGACCGUCCCCGCCAAAAGGGACAGGGCCUCAUCGCUACCAGUUCUUUCUGUACGAACAAACUGCGGAGCGGAUAGACUCUCCAUUGCCCUUGACACGGAGCGACUUUGAUCUUCAAUCAUACAUUAGGCAGAACAACAUUAGGCACAACAACACUCUUACAGCAGUAUUCGAAUUUGUCACUCAGAAUACAGCACAUUAAUUCGAGACCCCUUUAAUACCGAGAGCCCUCUAAUUCGUGACCACAUUUUUUUUUACCAAAUAUCAAUCGCCAAUCUUUUAACACAAAGCCAUCUAAUUGGAGACCGAACCACGAGACCACAAAUGUUCAAGUACCAAAGGUGGACUCGAAUUGGAGGGUGAACUGUUAGUAAUCAAAACUACCGUUCUAUUAAUCUGCCAACGUCCGAUGGCGCUAACAUUUUGCCUAUGGCUUAUAUACAGGGGCGGCGCUAGCGGGGGUCCAGAGGGAAAAGGACCCCCGUAAGGUCGGGAACCUUUGGACUAUCCGCUUGGGCCCCACUAAUUUCCGGUAACUUCGUCGGGGGGGAAAAAAAAAUCUCGAGCGCCGAAAGUACAAUUCAAGCAUGCCUUACUAAGCUUUCAACAUUUUAGAGAUUCAAAACUGACAGUGCUACCAUAUGUGCGAGGUAUACUAGGCCCCUAUUGCGAUCGUAUGGGCUGUGGUGCGCCAGCUCUUCUCCGACAGGGAGAUGGUACAUCUGACAGGGGUUAGUAACCCCGAAAGGGUACCCCGACAUCCUUUUUAAAUAAUGAAUCCCAUAAUUAACACAAAAGUUUUAAGUUAAAGUUGCAGUUUUAGUCGUUAGUCUAGUGAGUCUGCUAACUAAAGGAUAGAAUGAAUCAAACAUGUACUACAGAAAUAAAUUCUGAUGUUUUUUUUUUCAUGCAAGUUAGACUUUAGGAGGUCAAUGUUAAAAUCGUCCCAGAAUGAUGUAUGCAGUUCUAUUUUCAUUAUUAAUGGUUUCAAGUAGUUGGGAAAGUUUAGAAUUAAAAAGGCUGAUCGGUAAUUCCUGUAAACGAUGAAUAACAUCUACUUUUUGAAUGUUUUUGCAUUUGGAAAUUAGGAAUGAUAAUGUUCUACCUCUAAAGCCUCAUUUACACUAGACAAGAUUACGGCGACGACACGAUACAGAUGCGCGCAGUGUUGAAAAACUACGCGAUGGUAUGUCGUUGUCGUGUCGUAAUCGUGUCUAGUGUAAAUGUGGCUUUACGUGUUAUCGUACUGAAUGAUCAAUUCGUUACCAUACCAUAAGGUAACCAGCCAGGUAUCAAACCGAGCGAGCUUCCGCUUAUUGGU